Messenger RNA from Emys orbicularis (European pond turtle), 1994 nucleotides. RefSeq names its product spermatogenesis associated 1 (gene SPATA1). The record is from RefSeq and is a predicted model, not a curated record. Bases 267 to 1994 code for a protein of 575 amino acids. The transcript has 15 exons. Lineage: Eukaryota; Metazoa; Chordata; Testudines; Emydidae.
CCACCCCAGCGCCAGGUGUCCCGGGGUCGGGGUUCAGCGCCUCCGCUGGAUUUGCUCCGGCCCCUGGAACAAAGGGUGAGAAAGCGUCAGUGAAGGUCUUUUUACUGAGGAUCUUAAAGCACUUUAUGAACAAUCAUUAAUGAAGACUCAGCAGCCAUGGGAGGCAGGAUUUAUCAUAACCCAUACUGUUAAGUAAUGCUAAGAUACAAAAGAAAUUUAAAAAUCCAUCCGGAAUUCAGUGACACCCAAUACAGGCACCAGUGAGUAUGUCAUUCAGUCAAACUAGACCGCCAACAUCAGAGUUGGUAGAGCUUCAUGUUUUUUAUGUCCCAGAAGAAGUGUGGAACUUCACAUUAAAUACAGUUUCUGCAGAUCUUACUAGCAAAUUCAUUUCAGCUGGAUUUAUAAGGGUGCCUCGUCAUGUCACAUUGAGAGCACUGCGGGAGCAGCUUGGAGACUUCCUGGGUGAAGAUGCUGUUGCAGAUAAGUUUAUAUUUCUGAAACAUAUAGGGAAAAAGCUAGCAGUGGUGAAGGCAAAGCAAGAAACAGAACUGAAACUCAAGUUAUUUGCUCCCCCACAUGCACUUCAUCCCGAAUUAUAUUUGCUCCCUGGAGUGGACCACUUAGUAAUUGCUUAUUCAUCAUCAACAACUCCAGAUACACAGCACUUUAAUGCAGAAUCCCAUAGGUCUCCCCAUGGACCAAGUACUUUAAAUCUUCCAAAGAAAGAGCGUGAAAAAAGUCCAACAUUUCUAGAAAGUCCACAGGAAAAUACUCUCAUGCAGAAUCAGGAAGAUUCUAGUUCUUUAGGAUGGAGUGAGACAGAAAAAGAAAUGAUUUCAGUUUUGCACAUAAAACCUGAACAAAGCCUGAACAACAGGACUUGGGAAAAACAGAUUCCACGUAGAAGGAAAGACCAAAUUGGAUCUAAUGGAUCUCUCCACAUACCAAGUAGUUUAAAUCCCACAAAGUGGGAGUCUGGAAAAAAUCCUACAUCUUUGGAAAGUGCUCAGAAAAAUCAUCUAAGCCAGGAUCAGAAAGAAUCUAAUACACGUAGGUGGAGUCAAAAAGACAAAGGGACUAUUUCAGGUCAUCAUGUAAAACAGAGCACUGAACAAGCCAAGAACAAUGAGACUCAGGAAAAUCACAUUCCCCCUGGAAGAAAAGAAGAAAUCCCUAUGGUGGUGGCUGAAAAUGUGGAAAAUAGAGGCAAUCUAAAAGCUAUUAGGAUGGGAAGAAACACUACAGGGGAUUCCGGUAUUCCAGAAUCAUUGGAAGAUGGAGACAAGGAAUAUUUGCACAAUAAGAAAAGCCCUCAGCAGUCUGGAAUUAGAGAAUCUGUGACUGAUAUUGGUAUAAAACAGGAUGAUAAGACAGAUAAGAAUAACAUAAAUCGUCUUGAGUAUUCAAGUCAAUACAUUUCUCCUCCUCCUCCACCGUCUCUUUCUAUAAACAGAUCUCAAGUUCCCAUAUUUCAGACAGAGAAAAGCAAGAUGGUUGAACAACUGAAACAAAUGAAGGCAGAAAGAAGGCACAUGGAAAGAACUAGAGAGGAACUGGUUAAAAAAGCCAAAGGUUUGCUUGAACAAAAUAAGCUGAGGAGAUAUCAUGCUCGUGAUGCAUGGAAAAAGAAAUAUUUUGAAACUAAGAAAGCUACAGCUUCAUUGGAGGACAUUUUAAAUAAACUGCGACAAGAUGUAGAGCUUUACUAUCAAAAGUUACUGUUGCAGCUGGAAGCCAGAGAUAUCAGGAAACGACCAAACAAUUUAACACACAUUGCAAACGCCAAGAACACUACAAUCAUCCAGAUUACAACAGUGCAGCACGAAAUUGAUCAACUAAAGAGAAAGCUGGAUAAUACAAAAAUGAAACUCAUAAUAGAAAUUAAGAUGAGAAAGCAGGCAGCCUCUGAUUUACGAGCAUUGAGAGCAGAGCUGGCACAGAAGAAAAUUCAGUCAUCUUUAAUACUUCAGUCUGAAACACCAGUAUUUUAG